Messenger RNA from Staurois parvus, 339 nucleotides. The record is from the annotation of a GenBank genome assembly. Lineage: Eukaryota; Metazoa; Chordata; Amphibia; Anura; Ranidae.
AGACGGAAAAGGCGGGACUAACGCGGCUUCAGAUUCUGAAGGCAAUAAGAGGAAAGCGAGCGCCAAAUUGUCCAUUGAGAAAAGGAAACUAUCAGAAUGAGUCUACGAAAGCAAACUCCUAGUGACUUUUUGAAGCAGAUUAUUGGACGACCUGUUGUCGUGAAACUUAAUUCUGGAGUUGACUAUCGAGGGGUAUUGGCUUGCUUAGAUGGGUACAUGAACAUUGCUUUAGAACAGACAGAAGAAUAUGUAAAUGGGCAGCUGAAGAACAAAUAUGGAGAUGCAUUUAUCCGUGGAAAUAAUGUUUUAUAUAUAAGUACACAGAAGAGAAGAAUGUAA